AUGGUAGGUAGAGAGUUGGAGUGGAGAGCGGUAGAGGAGGGAACAUCUGUGACAAGAAAGGGGCCACCUGAAAUAGAUACGGCCUAUGCGUCUUAUAUGAGAGGGAAUUUAUUGUUUGAACAAGAUCAGAAUUGGGACAUUGCGUUAAAGAGUUUCAAGAAUGCCAGGGCUGUUUAUGAGGAACUAGGGAAAUAUGGGGACCUAGAGAAUCAGGUUUUGUGCCGUGAGCGUGUUGAGGAACUAGAACCAAGUAUACGGUACUGUCUACACAAACUUGGCGAGUCAAAUUUACAAACUUCUGAACUCAUGCACAUUGGUGAAAUGGAAGGACCUGCACUCGAUCUUUUCAAAGCUAAACUAGAGGCUGUUAUGGCUGAGGCAAGAUCUCAGCAGGCUGCAUCUAUGACAGAAUUUCAUUGGCUUGGUCAUAAAUUUCCAAUUUCUAAUGCGAAGACACGUGUUUUCAUAUUGAAAGCUCAGGAAUUGGAGAAAGAUCUUCAUGGUCCAACAGCAGACUCCCUUCCAGCAGAGAAAAGACUUGUCAUCUUCGACAAAAUCUUUGCCGCAUAUCAUGAAGCCAGGAGCUCCAUCCGUAAUGACUUGGUCACUGCAAGUAAUUCUGAAAACAUGAAAGAUGAUUUGAGUGGACUUGAUAAAGCUAUUGGUGCUGUCCUAGGACAACGGACCAUUGAACGGAACCAGCUGUUGGUGAGCAUAGCCAAAAGCAAACUCCCUAAAAUCUGUGAUGACAAAAAUGAGAAAGUCACCAAGCCAGAGGAGCUUGUCAGGCUAUAUGAUCUUUUGUUACAGAAUACAGCUGAUCUUUUGGAUUUAGUUAGUUCUGGGAGAGAUCAAAAACCGGAAGAAUUGGCAUUUGGUGAAGAAUAUGCAGUCAAAAGUUUGGUUUUUCGAGCAGAAAGGUGCUUUUACUUAGCUAAAUCCUACAGUUUGGCUGGAAAGAGGACAGAAGCAUAUGCAUUGUACUGCCGUGCUCAUUCUCUAGCUAAUGAUGCCCUUAAAAAACUUAAAAGUCUGAUUACUGCUGAUCAGGUAAUGAUCAAGGAGUUGAAGAUGUUAUAUGAUGACAGUAGGUCUAACAGCUGCAUAGAACAUGCAACAGGAAUCAUAGAGGAGGAGAAGGCUCCGGAGAAUCUCUCCAAAAAAAUCUCUACAAUAUCAUUAACUGGAGCUGAUAAGAAGUUGGAAAAAUUCCUUACCGAAAAACUGGACACUUACGAAUCUGCAGUUGGUGAUUCUAACACAAAAGGAGCUCCUCGUAUUGAAGCUUUCCCGCCAGCAUUCCAAGCAAUCCCUCGCAAUCCAAUUGUUUUGGACCUUGCCUAUAAUACAAUUGACUUCCCAUCACUUGAAAACAGGAUGAAGAAAGACAAAAAGGGCUUCAUCAGUCGGCUUUGGCGAUGAGGUUCACUUUAUGUGGUCACCAAUAUGGUUUUUCUCUUCCUUACUCAGAUUUUAUCAGUUUUUGCUUUUGCAAUUUAUUCAUUGCAACAUGGAUAAAGUGUUUUGAGGAAACAAGGUUUUUUUUUUCUGUUUUUUUCUUGUGAAAUUGAAAAUUUUGAUUUACUAGACUCUGAAGCAGAGAUUUUGACAUGGGACUGCCAUAAUUCUUAAUUGCUCAAUUGUGGAAACGACAGAGAAUUAAAAAGUUAGAAUCUGAUCAUUUCUGAGAUACUUCGAGGUGGGUUUGCUUCGAAUACAGUUGGAUGGAAUAAAUUUUGGAAGAUAGCUUUGGUUUUGGA
Camellia sinensis is the source of this 1760-nucleotide messenger RNA. The record is from RefSeq and is a predicted model, not a curated record. NCBI's taxonomy places the organism in Eukaryota, Viridiplantae, Streptophyta, Magnoliopsida, Ericales, Theaceae.